This is a messenger RNA of Cooperia oncophora, 348 nucleotides long. Lineage: Eukaryota; Metazoa; Nematoda; Chromadorea; Rhabditida; Trichostrongylidae. The record is from the annotation of a GenBank genome assembly.
AUGUCUGUCCCGCCACUUACUACCGCCAGCAAACAACCGGUGCUCAUCAGCGUCCAGAGCUCCGAUGUGAGAAUCGCUAACUCGAGUAAUCACGGAGUCGCAUGGAGGGUAACGUCUACAGAAGGCAUUGCAAUGGAGCCGAGUUGUGGUGUGCUGGCACCGCAGGAAUCCAGUGAAAUGAAGGUUACACGUGAGAAGGACAGCAACAAGUCGAACUUCCCCUACGAUCGGGUAGGCAUUGAGUGGAUCAAGGCUCCUUCUAAUGUCCGUUAUGAUGAAGUCGACGACGAAUGGUUCAAUGGUAACGCAAUUGUUCAUCGAAAAAACUUCAGUAUUACUGAUGAAUAA